GCAAACUCUCUCUUAGCAACCGGCUCGUUAAACAGGGAAAAAGCAUCCUUCCUGAUGGACGAGACGGUGAAGCCUCUGAGGAUUCCUCCUCAAAUGUCCGUCUACGCCGACAAACACAACAUCUUCCACCUGCUGCAGAGCAUGUUGUCCAGCCUGGUGGUGGAGCAGCCUGCAGACGCUCUGAGCUUCAUGAUCGCUCUGCUGCAGAGGAUCAGCACCGACAUCCCCAGAGUGCUGCUGCUCGGUCCUCCUGCUGUCGGAAAACACACCAUGGCCGAGCGGCUCAGUGCUGACCUGAGAGCUGUGCAUGUGACAUCAGACAGUCUACUGAGCGACCAAUCAGAGCUCAGCGCUCAGGCUCGCUGUGUCCCGCCCACUGAGCCACUUCCUGUGGAUCUGCUGGUGAAGCUGGUUCAGAGGAGACUGGGAGAAAUCGACUGUUUCAGCAGG
Gymnodraco acuticeps is the source of this 450-nucleotide messenger RNA. RefSeq names its product adenylate kinase 8 (gene ak8). The record is from RefSeq and is a predicted model, not a curated record. The transcript is spliced from 5 exons. The annotation marks the transcript as partial. NCBI's taxonomy places the organism in Eukaryota, Metazoa, Chordata, Actinopteri, Perciformes, Bathydraconidae.